AUGGCUGUGAUGGCUUCGAGGGAGGUAGUUCAGAACGGAGCCGCUGUGAAACGCUCAGCGCGAGCCCUGGAGUCCUCGGAUCCUAACGAAGUGCCUGCCUGCCUAAAGAAGUUGGUGCGCACGAUUGUACGCAGUUUCUACUCUCGAGAACACUCGCUGAUAAUGGAUCUCCUGGUAAGCACGCGGCAAAAGUCGUCUUCUUUUCGAACUUUAACUCAUCGCUCCACUUCUCCCUAAACGCUGUUUAUUUCCUCUGAGUGGGUGACUUUACCCAAGUGUUCUUAGACUCACGGCCCUCGGUCGGCACCAUGUAACUCAGGUGAUUAGAUCUCUGACCGUGCUCAAGCCCUGUUGUCAUUGGUUCACAUUCCAUUGAGGCCGCCGAGUUGUGCUCACAAUUAAGUUGUGUACAUUAUUCAGACCUGCCGAACCGCCUGUUCAUUCAGCUUUUACCCUAAUCUUAACUGCUUUCAGGUUCGAAACACCAUAAUGAAGGAGGAUGACCUCUGUGAGAGAUUGCGCUUUGAAAAGAAGCAGUUGCGCCAGUAUCUGCACACCCUGAAGACUGACCAAUUCAUCAAGUCAAAGCUGCAGCUGGAGACGGAUGCAGACGGGAAAACGGCCAAAAUCAUCCAUUACUUCAUCGACUACAAGGUAGGUGCGCAGUGCAUGUAGAUGUGUACGUGUGUCUGUCCGCUGCGGGUCAAAUUUCGCGCUGAGUCGCGUCCAUCCAAUCCCACCGGAUCUGGAAGUGUGGGCUGGGUGACUAGGUGGGCUAGGUCUGAUGUUGACCCGACUUAGUCAAGGUCUGCUCUUUUGACGAAAAUGUAAGAAGUAUAGUUCUUGCGUCGAAUAAGAGGAUCACCGGGGGGGGGGGGCGUUGGUGACUUGUCUGGGGUCAGAACUAGUCGAUCGUUCUUUCCCGACACCCAGCGCAUUUCAGUGGGAAGACGAGGUCAGGUCAAGACUGGUGGUAGGCUUGGGCGUGGUGCGCGACUGAGGACUAGUGCGGCUGCGAUCAUGCCUCAUCUGACCGGCUUCGAUGGUGUCGUCUAUUGUACCUCUCCACGCGUGAACAUUUGCGGUAGCUGGUCUGGACAGCUCGGCUCAUUCUCUUCGCUUGCAACGGAUACUGACUAUCGAAGAUCCAAGGACCACUUCCACUUCAUGGCAAACUGUGUCGAGCCAGGUCUUGAAUUGACGGCCCUUUCGACGCCUUCAGACGGUCAACGGCGCUGGAUUGAGGGCAGUAACACUGAACUCGCGAAGCGGACCACCUCACUCGUCCUCAGGGAUGGUCUGAGACAUCCUCGCGAUAUUGUUUCAGCGAGCGCGGACUGACCCAUUUGAGAAGAAUUCAGUGUACUUCACUCAAAGGAUGGUCCUCAGACAGUGAUGGCCAAACACCAGUUUUCGCUAAUCUACGCGCACAACCUAGCAUUACAACCGUACACGUCGGGUCUAUAGGCACUUUUUAAGGAUUUAGAAAACCCUGCGAGCAGUAUCAAUACAGGAACCAAUGUUGUCCUUACUUUGUUCAGUGGACAACAGCCUCUCCCCGAGGUAUUUAAAACUGUCUACUUCUUCAAGUUGACAGCCGUUAAUCCCGAGGGAUGCCCUCACCUCGUCAGGAAUUCAGCUCGAAAACAAUCUGGUCUUUUCAACGUUUGUGGAUAAACUGACCAAAGUAACGAUUUCAUUCACCCAUGAAACCACAGACCGUAGGCUACCAAGGCGAUAUCGUCAGUGGUGGAGAUCAGUCAGCCGGCGUCCGGGUGCAAACUCAACACCGUAAAAACCGUGUACGGUUCUUGCGUAGUUGAGCAGAAUGGGCCACAGGAUGCAACCUUGUUUAACACCAGAUCAGAUAUCUAACGCUUGAGAGAGAUUGCUAUGGAUGAGAACUCGCACGGUGGUGGAGCGAUAGUAAGCCUUGAUCAUAGCGAUGAUUUUGCUUAGCACACCAUAUAGUUCCAUUGUUCGUCGCAGAGACUAUAGACGGAAUCGAACGUAGCGACGAAGUCUAUAAAGCAGACGGCCGUCUGUUGUUGGUAGCUAUGGUGGAAUUCAAGAAUGUGCCGCAGUGCGAAUAUCUGGUCCGCGCAUGCACGGCCAGCUUGGAGUCUGGUUUGGUUGGGCCUCGUCCUAGAGUCACGCACAGCCUGGGAUCGUCUGAGGACAACUGCGAAGACCUUCGCAGCAACCUCAAUGAGGUUUAUACCACAGCAGUUCUCGCAUUUUGUCUUAUCACCCUUCUUGAAGACAGGCACAAGGAUGCCCGGACCCCAGUCAUUAGGGACUACUUCUUCUCUCCACGCUUGUGCAGUUACCUCAUGGAGCCAGGGCCUCAUAAAUGCCGACACAAGACUUGUAAAUCUCAGCGGGAGUACCGUCCUCUCUGGUCGUAAUGCUGUAGUUGGACGUUUUCAUGAGGUUUCAUAGGGAUUUUGAGUACAAGUGGGUCCCCAACAGCUGUUCAGGUCACUUGUUUGGAGUAGUUUCCGCUAGCUUUAUGGCUUAAAAUCCUAGACAAAAAGCACUGGUGACAAGCAAACUCAUUUUAUGGCGGUUCACGGUCACCAUGUCGCAGUGCCGUCAUCGGGCUUUGCGGCGUCAUAUUAGGCAAUCGGCACGCCUGAUCCCAGCAUUGUCUCUGCUGGUCCGCGACUGCUUAUUCGCCGGACCCGAAGAUCUUCAUAGUUCGCAGCUUAGCCUUGUGCGUAAACAGUCGUGGCCUGGGGGGUUGCCAACCGACGGGAUAUCUCAGAAUAAGAUAUAACAAGGGUCAGACUGCUUUUGUGGCAGUCUCACUCACUUUAUAUGUGAGAUCCUUCACUGAACUCUGAUUCGUGUGAAUUUUUGUUGUUAUUAGGGGGUUUUAAUGCACUCAGCCGUGUCACAAUUACAAUACAAAACGUAGAGGAAUGAGAUCACAAGCGCAGUCUUCAUUGGAACAUGGAGUUUGCCCCUGCUUUCACAUUACCGUCAUCGGGCUUUGCGGCGUAUUAUAAGGCAAUCGGCAUGCGACUGCUUAUUCGCCAGACCCGAAGGCCUUCUUAGUUCGCAGCUAGUCUUCGCUUAAGGCUGUUCCACUAUCCGCCAUCUGUGCACGCGCCGUGUAACCAGCAGCUGUGCCUCAAGUUGUGAUUCCUUUAGACUCUUGUCCUUGGUUCAACAAAAAUGUGAUGCACAUAAACUUCCGUUAGGAAUCACUUAAAUACUCCAACUGCCUCAAGUUUGAAACUGUUAAGGCUACUGACUGAAUUUAAGUAGCUGGUUUAUCUUCACUAUAAUUUUGCCCACGACUCUGAUUUUAGUCAAACCCGCUAGGCUAGUGGGUAACCCGUCUUCCCGGAAGUUGUGUGCAUUUAGAUGGACCAUUCACAAGAUUACUCGCAGUUGCUGCAUAUCCCUUAUACUACAAACUCAUGCCCUUUUAUUCUUCAACCUCUUAGCUCUUUGUCAAUGUGGUGAAGUACCGACUGGACCAAAUGCAACGACGCCUGGAUGCUGAACAACGCCAAACCACAAGUCGGGCGCUCUUCAAGUGUCUCAGCUGUAACAGCAGCUACACCGAUCUCGAAGUGGACAGACUCUUCGACUUCACGGUGGGCAAGUUGGUGUGUGUGUACUGUCGGGCCGAUGUACAGGAGGAGGAGGACAAUGCCCAGCGCUCGGACGCGCGUGCUUUGGUUGCAAAGUUUCAUCAGCAAGUGAGUGGCAUCUUCAGGCAGCGCUUGAGGAACUGCACCACUGCCUCUCUUACGUGCUCUUGAUCAUGCUAACCUGACUGCAUAUCGUCCGCAGCAUUUGACCGUUAUCGUGGGGAUUUUUUAGUUUCCAUUUAUGUCAUACCUUUCCCUUCUUCUGCUCUCGUUAAAGAGAGCUCGACGUAGAGUUGACUCCUAUAUAGGUGCCGUCUUCAUGUCGAGGCUUUUACUGGGCAUUAGGUUAGCGCACAGUAUGUUCGCGUGUUCGUCUUUUGCCACAAUUACCACGAUUAGGCCUCGCACUGACCUAUGUCUCUGAGCCGGAACAGCUCGGCACCUGAGGGCUCUGUGUUGAAAAUCGCAAGUUUAAUUAAUAGCCUUCAUUCCGAGUGACACUAAUUGCGUCAAAAGUGGUUAAUUUCUAUAUCAGCCCGCGUUUUAUCCGAAUUCAAGUCAACUUGUUGUUCCGUGACUGAGACGUAGUCGCAUCAAGGUUUAGAAACAAAGUAAUAGGUCAUCAGUUAAAGGAUUCCCGCCCUAUUGUGCGGAAGCUUGCGGCGGCGAUCGUGUAUGUGGUCCCACCUAGUCUUUACUUUUAUUAAAUACCUACUUGUGACAUUUUAGUAGACUGAAUUUAGCCCUCUUGGCUCAUUAUCCUUAAGCCUCCCCCACAUGUUACAAUUAAGGCUAACGUUUGACUUGGGGUUAGCUGGUUAUGGGUUAAGGGUUAGGGACCGAGUCGCCAAUUAUGUCAAAUGUAACUAUAUCUCUGGUCGCGACCGUCACGAGAUUGAGAUUUAACGAUGUAUUCCUCUCACCUUCCCCUUCGGUGUGGUUGGUCAUUACAGGCUGGAAUCAGUUCGCCUGAAAUAUGCUACCAACACCUUCAACUUUUAUCCUUUCCACCUCUUUAAAGCUCCCAAUUUCCGGCAUUUCAAAUUGCACGUCUGCAUUCUUGCGCCUUGUUUGCUCAUUUGAACAAGCCAAUGGCGGAAAUGGGAUUUUUUCCUUAUGCCUCCCGAAAACGACUGUUUGUCAGUUUGCAUUUACCCACCCAUAAAACCCUCAUUACCUCGACCUCCGUAUCACGAGAGUCCUCGCCUGCCGUUUCCCCAAUGAAACCACAUAUCCAAUCGUCACGGAAGCCUACUUCAAUCCUCUUUAUCCCCUCCGCCAUUUUUUGUAGGUGCGUGAGCCUCUAGAUGAUAUGCUGAAGGAGUGCGACCGUGUUCAUCUCUCCUCCUCUGUCCUCGAGCCGGAGAUUCGAGCUCUUGAACCUCUGCCUGGGGUUUGUAAAAACUUGAAAAUUUGUCUUUUUGUUUCAUGCUGAUGCCAUCAAUGAUGGUAGUUAGUUCAUCUUGCCCGACACUGGACAUUUUCAUCAGAUUGCGGCUAGUGUAGUCUCAGUGUUCUGGUGGGUUGGUAACGUUGUCGGUGUUUUAUUGGAUACGAGGGAGUGUCCAACUAGACCAAUUUUUUGUCCGAAAUGAGCUUUUGAAUGCUUAAUUCGCUGGGGUCGUUCGGUCACUACUGGUAGGUGAUGGUCCUGUCACGUGGGCGAUGCGCCGAACCAGUACGCGGACCAGCUCAGGGUAUGGCACACGUAAUUUGGUUCACGCGUUCGUAACUGUGCCGCACUUGGGGGUCUUGUUGGCACGCCUAAGCACAUGCUCUCGCCGCGCCAGCCACCUGAUCCCAAUCUCCGCAUUAAUUGACUGACCGACAUGGACGGUGAACUGCCGCCUGGGAGACGGAAGAGAGUAAGGUUGACUCUGGAGACUGCGUCCCCACUGCACUCAACACACAUUCCUCACUACAAACCAUUUGACGCGCUUUUAAACUCGGUGCGCGCCUCUUCAAUGCAGCAAGUAGGUGGUCUUUCCCACGCGAGACAAAAUCCAUAACUGUUUUCCCCUCCUCUUGCCGUAAAACCUGCUAUAGCAGUUUGCUCCAACCGUUUCCUCUAUUUAUCCAUGUUUGUAGCAGUCCGCGUCGGACACGACCAACCAGAAUGUUUCCAAUUUCGACAAGGGCUCCUGGGCCAACGACGGCAAACGAGGUGCCUCUGCCCUUACGCCCGUUGAGAGUACAGUAACCAUUGUCCUGGGCGGUGAACAGAACUCCUCGGCGUCCGUGCCGAAGGAACGGCCGGUCUGGAUGCUUGAGAGUACCAUAAAUACCGGGUUGGGUGCGGGUGAGUGCACUGGCCACACGAAUCCUUUUGUGUCAUGUCUUGCUGAUAAAAAUGAACGUCUACUUAAAUUGAAUAAGUAGGUAUUUAUAGUAAUUAAGACCGGGGGUCACUACCUGGCCUUUCUGCUGUUUCCGCCAGGUCUGGGCGAACUGGACCGCGGCGGGGGUACCGCCAGUGCUGCUGAGUCGGCAGGCUCCUCCGCGAAUGUCGACCCGAUAACACAGACUCUGGCGCCCGGGCGCGUGCCCACUGCCCUGCAUUCCACUCCCGACAGCACAGACAACACCAGCACAGCCGGCAGCGGUUCCUCCCAGCAGACUGCCGGCUCCUCGGCCGCCAGCAACAUCAUGCAGCUGUUAAUUGUCCAUGAACGUCGCGGUCUCGGCAGCCAUGGUCCCAAAUCCGCUCAGAGUGAGUUAUAUUGCCGUCAAUGUAACCACCAUCACUGUUUUGCUGUGCAUUUUGACAAUAUAUGAACCCGAAGAUGCUGGUAAUAUUUUCAUAUUGACCCGACUGUGAAAAACUCGUCGCCUCGGUGGGAUUUGAACCCACGCAGUAAGGGGAAGGCUUUAGUACAGCCAGCGCUCUAACCACUUGAGCUACGAGGCUCCGCCGGACGACGCGAGUUUAAUCACAUUCGGGUCAAGUUACCCGCCCAACUGACUCUUGUUCGUGUCAGCCACUACGGCCAUAAGACUCGGGCAGCUCACUGGUGCAUGGGAGAGUUGGAAAUAGGAGUACGCGUCCCACUGCAAUCAGUCAGCACGCAUGUGACUGAUGAAUAGGCCAUGUGUGGCACGCGUAGACGGGCUGUUUGGCCUUGUCAGCUCGCACUCUGUCUUGCUGUCCGAACGCAGUGUGCAUAUGUGAAGGGUGGGUGCUGGGUGAAUCCAACGCAUGUCCGCUUCACCAUAGGUGAUUUUACCCCGAAGUUACGGCCGCGGCCACUUCGUGGAACAGUUGCGCCCCACGUCGCCCGAGCUAUCCAUAAUGCAAUAGGCACCUGACCCUGCUUGCCCCAUUUGUUAAUAAUGCUGGAACAGGUGAGUUAUUUACCCGAUGUUUCGGAUUUGUACUGAAGCCUAUCACAAUGACACUCAGGACUUUUUACGAUUCUGGGACUCCACCAACAUCUCUUGGGCAGUAGUGAUUGAACCUCCUAAGCCGUUACACAAUCUUGUUUUUGAUUAUUUUUGCUAAAAAAAACUUACAAUUUUUGUCUUGUAUAUGUCCGCACAAACUACCCUCCUCUCGUCCAUUCCCCCCUACACAGAUCGAACUUCAAGCACCCCGACCAAUGCAAAAACCUCAUCUUCAUCCUCCGCUGGGGCCAAUCUCGCCAAAAAUGGGCAGUCCACAGCUUCAGGUAUUACUGCCUGUGACAUCUGCUUCCCAAUUCUUCUUUUUUUCUGUCAGCCUGUCGCCUAACGAUAUAGACAGGGGCACCGGGACGUCGUCGCCAUCAGCCAGGUAUGCCCCUACCAAGAGGAAACCUUGAACUGAACCGACAGCUGCGCCGCGAACCAGCUCGCUGCCGAGUUGUUCAAAGUUGGAUUGGCCAAUGUGGUGAUAUACCAACUAUCUCACUUAGUUCAGGGGUCUACUGGAUGUCAACUCCUUUUUACACGGUUACCUACCACCGAUCGUUCUCCUACAUAGAGUCGAGUACGGUUUUCGCAGCAUUAUUCCGCGGAUUUCAUGCAAUUGUGAGCACUUUAUGAGCUGACAGUGACACGGCUUCCAGCCUGGGGGAAGGGUCGAAGUGAACCAGUGCUUCGCCAUUAACAAGGCUUUGCUACUCACACGGCCUUUUUGAUUAAGUAAUUGACGCUAUUAAAGCUGCGGACGAGGCAGAGAUUUUCUGUCUGUAACUCUAAGGAAUCGCAGUGUCUCCUUUGUACUCACACGCCCGUCUCCAGCUGUAUCGAUUGAGGCUGUUUCCCUCUCCUCCGGCCAUGGCUAUGUUCGGUUUGGGAGUUUGGGCGGGGUGGCCUCUGAUGUGCGGUUUGUUUCUCCAAAGAACCCAGGAUGAGCGCACCGCAGUCAGAUUGGGGUUUGAGAGCACUCAGGCUUCCUCUUGUUGUGAUGGGAGGAGGAGUCACGAACGGGCGACCGCUUGCCGGGUCGCAGGGCAGUUGCAUGAACUAUGCCGUCAAAUACGGCGGCGAACUGAAAGAGUGUACCUGUGGGAAGUCAAAACUUGUUUACAACUGGCUCUCCCUUGCUUGCUCAACCGUUUAGGCUAUGGUUUCCUCUUGAUCUCUCUAAAAUCCAGUUCAUCUGCAGGUCGUCAUUGUUUCCCGAAACAGUGGCUGAUAGUAUUCCCCGCGUUAGACGGCAAACCGCUGACCGCUAGUUCGAUCAUUCACAUCGUGCAUAAAGGGACGCUGACCGACCGGAGUGCAGUCUCGGGUGGACCCUGGUUGGGCCGCGCGUUAUGCAUGCCUGAUGACCGUUUGCCUCUUCGGGCGCUCUGGCGGGAGCGGCGCAGAUGAAGAGCAAAGCGUUUCUCGCCUUGUGUCCUGUCGGAAUGGCUUGCUCCCCUGGUUCCCCACUGGUACUUCGCCUCAGCCGCAAAUGCCCGGAAACCCUCUUCCGCCCUACCCUACCUCACCCCGUUUUUUUUUCUGGCAGGUGGUGAAGCGGGGAAACGUGAGGACACCAAGUCGGCCUCUGGUUCUCUUUCCACCUCCUCGGCCGGUGGCACUGCUGCAGACUACACUGUCACCGUGAACGGCAAGCAGAUGUCCUACACGGAGGUCACUCCAGCCAUGGUGAGAAGCAUGACUUCUGAGGAACGCAGCGAGUACAUCCGAGUGGGCAAGAGGUAUCACAGCGACGUUGUUUUUGACUAA
Spirometra erinaceieuropaei is the source of this 8759-nucleotide messenger RNA. NCBI's taxonomy places the organism in Eukaryota, Metazoa, Platyhelminthes, Cestoda, Diphyllobothriidea, Diphyllobothriidae. The record is from the annotation of a GenBank genome assembly.